This is a messenger RNA of Octopus bimaculoides (California two-spot octopus), 624 nucleotides long. RefSeq lists its product as uncharacterized. NCBI's taxonomy places the organism in Eukaryota, Metazoa, Mollusca, Cephalopoda, Octopoda, Octopodidae. The record is from RefSeq and is a predicted model, not a curated record.
AUGACUGAAUUUCUUGUUGCUGAAGGGGAAAUCCCUGUGAACAUUCACCGACGAUUACAAAAUGUAUUUGAGGACAAUACGUUAGAUUAUAGCAAUGUAUGCAGGUGGGUCCGUCGUCUGAAAGAUGAAAAUGUGGGAACUGUGAGUGUAGCCGAUAAACCCCGUUUUGGCCGUCCGUCCGCUUCUGUGAAUCCUGCCAAUAAUGCAAAGCCAGAUGCUCUGAUCAGAGAAGACAGGUGUAUAUCUCUUAAUGAGUUGGAAGAAAACCUUGAAGUGAGCCACGGAAGUGCUUACAACAUUGUCGAAUUACUUGGCUUUUCAAAAGUGUAUGCCUGUUGGGUACCGAGAGAGCUGACUACCGAACACAAGACUGACAGCGUCAAUGCCUGCACUGAACUUCUCGAACAAAGUCAAAGAGAUAACACCUUUUUUUCGAAGGGUCACGUGGCACUGACUGACUUUGAACUCUGCUGUGCAUUUGCAUCAAUGGAAGAUAUGCAUAUAAGCAACCACGAUGUGCCCGUCAAUACUGCAGAUUCACACAACAAAGAAGCAAUCAGCGAUUACAUCGACAAAAAGGAAGAGCAUCUAAUAUCAGCCAUGAAUGAGAUUAACUCGAACUAA